AUGUUGCUCCAGUCUGCUCUCGUCAUUGGUAUCGCUUUGACUUUAACUUCGGCCGCCCCACUUGGAAAGGGUGACUCGGACACUCUGGGCUCACGCGCAGAGUCCCCCAGCAGCACUGGUAUUUGUACCCAAGGAAGAAUCCCGAUUCGAGUUCAAGUUGAUACAACUGCGAUUCGUAUGAAAAAACCGGAAAGCCAAGCAGCUCUGACCGGAUUCUUGGCUAAUUACUGGACCACUGGAUCGACCAUCGCCUCCAAGAUUAUAGUUCACAAAGCCGACGGUACCCCUAAAAAGAAUCGUAUUGAAGGGACGUACGAAAUCUGGGCCCAAACUUGUCGUCCUCGAGGGAAGAGUGGGCAGGUGCCUCUCAUCGUUGGUAUUCAUGGAAUCAAUUUUGAUCAUUCGUACUGGGAAUUUGGGUACUCCAAGGAUUAUAACUUUAUCGAGGCCGCGAACAAGGCUGGAUAUGCAGUAUUGACUUAUGAUCGCCUGGGCGUUGGUCAAUCUGACAAGCCCGACGGUCUUGAAGUUGUACAAUCGAGCACGGAGGUUGAAAUACUUCAUCAGAUCAUUAAAAGAUCUCGUGAGAGUAGACAGUAUUCCAAGGUGCUUGGAAUUGGGCAUUCGUUCGGAGCUAUUCAGCUCACUGGAAUUGCUGCAAGAUACCCUACGGACUUGGACGCUGUUAUUCUUACAGGCUAUACUCCAUCGAUGGCUAGUGUCGGAAUGUCCUUUACCGGGUGGCUACAGACACUGGCGAAAGAACAACCAGAUAUGGCUGUUCGUUCGCGUUGGACAUCUCUUCCCUCAGGCUCAACAAUUAUGAGCGACUCGAGCUAUUUGGGAACUGGCAGUCCCAGUGCCGACAGGUUUGCUUUCUUUGCGGAUGGUUUCUAUGAUGAGGAGGCCUUCAAAAUUGCGUAUGAUAGCAAGCAGACUCAUACCUUGGGCGAGUUCUUGACCAUCGCAGAGCCAGUGUCGAAACCCGCCCCAGAAUACAAGGGCCAUGUAUUCGUUGUUACUGGCGAGAAAGACUUGAUUUUUUGCGGAGGAAACUGCUUACAGAAACCUGCUAGGGCUUCUGGUGAUACGCUACUUGACGAUACCAAGACUUUUUAUCCCAAUGCAGCUAGCUUCUCUAGCUACGUUCCUCCUGGCGCGGGUCAUGCACUUUUCGCCCACCAUCACACGGAUGAGACAAUCGACAGGAUUAUUGCUUGGAUCGCCAACUUGGGAAUGUAA
Molecule: messenger RNA, 1242 nt
Organism: Rhizoctonia solani
Lineage: Eukaryota; Fungi; Basidiomycota; Agaricomycetes; Cantharellales; Ceratobasidiaceae
Product: alpha/beta hydrolase family protein
Exons: 6
Coding region: 1-1242 (413 amino acids)
Source: RefSeq, a predicted model, not a curated record